UCAGAAGCUGCAAGGAUUUCGUGUCGAUUGGAUGCAUUUUUGUGUUUGUCUGUGAUUAUCAAAUUGUGAAAUUGGCUUUCAAAAGUGAUUUUCUGUGCUAAUUGGUGCUAGAAAAGUGAUAUUUUGUUGGCGUUUGUGAAAAGAUCGUAGUUUUGUAAUGGUUUUGCGAGGAAUAUUAAGAAUUUGUGUCUUUAUUUUCAGACGGGACCAUCCCAGACACGCCAUGAUGCACUUCCGAUUUGAUUCAACAUGGAUGCACCCAUUUUUCUCUGUCGAGUUUUUGCUUUCUUCUCGUUUCAGUCAAUUUAAAAACGCAGUUUUGGAGAACUACUUUUAUAAAAUGGUUCAGAUGCAAGCCUUUAUAAAAAUAAUUGAUUAUUAGGCACAUUUUGAGGAAAAUUUCUUUGUACUAACAUAUCAUUUUUUAUAAUUAAUACAGAAGACACCACCCCAAAAUCGGUGGUCCAUCCACUGUUCGGAGGAGGCGCGUGCCGUUGGCCAGGUUGCGAGAGGAUAUUCGACGAUUUCGACGAAUUCUACAACCACCUUCAGUCGGAUCACAUCAAUGGAGAUUACUCGGCUGCGCAGGCCCGCAUUCAGAUGGAGGUGGUGUGUCAGUUGCACCUGCAGCUGCAGAAGGAGCGCGAUCGUCUGCAGGCGAUGAUUCUGCAUCUGAACAAGAAGAACGAGAUGGCAGCGCGAAUUCCGAUGGCCGGUGCCAGUCCUUUUGUUCCGCAGAUUCCACCCCCGCCGCCUCCGUACGAUCUGAUCGCAGGGCUGCGCUUUCCUCCGGCCGGCCCUGUCACGGAUGGGUCCAUGGUUGAAGCGGCUCUUCAGCUGACUAACAAACAACAGCAGGCGUUGCACCAUCAUCAUCAGCAACAGCAACAGCAACAACAACAUCAGCAGCAACAGCAAGCUGGGCGUUCUGCGAAGGGGUCGAUUCGGGCAAAGUACUUCGGUUCUCCGCAGGAUACGGAUGCUGGAGGUUACAAGGAGGUUCACUUUCCCGAUGUGCAGGACGGUGAGUGUGUUGAUGUUCAGAAGAAUCGCGAGUUCUAUCGCAGUCACGAUGUUCGUCCACCGUUUACCUACGCAUCUUUGAUAAGACAGUCGAUAAUCGAGUCACCAGAGAAACAGCUGACACUGAACGAAAUUUACAACUGGUUUCAGAAUACAUUCUGCUACUUCCGACGAAAUGCAGCGACAUGGAAGAACGCUAUCCGGACGAAUUUGUCGCUGCACAAAUGCUUCGUCCGGUACGAGGACGACUUCGGCUCGUUCUGGAUGGUGGACGACAACGAGUUCCUGAAGCGACGGCACCUGUCGCGGGGCAGGCCUCGCAAGUACGACAUCACGAUGGCCCUGGAUUCGGCCACGGGGAAUCCCGGCGCAGCGGACGGCGGUAAUCCUGAGGGGCCACAGAUGCCGGCAAGAUCGGGAAGUACGCCGCCUCCUUUGAUGGGCCCAGGUGCGCUUUGCUAUGACGACGUUGUCGGUUCGAGUGGCGGCGCUGGCAGCCUGUUGCGAUCGCCGAAGAAAGAGUUCGUCGGCAGACGGUAAUUGAUUGCUUUGACUGAUGGUUUUUUAUUUGGGCUGACUAGAAUGGGUUAUGAAGAAAUUUUUUAGAAGGGGACGUUGGUUACAAUGGUUAUAUUUCAAAAUGAGCGUCAUGGUGCAUAUUGUUAUUCGAUUUCUCGCAUUUAACAGGUUUCACAUUCAAAUUGUUCUUUCACAGGUUAGUGGUCAACGUAAACAACAUUUUUCCUUUCAGGUUCAAAAAAUUGCUUGAAAUAAACAGUCAUAACUCGAUA
Aedes aegypti (yellow fever mosquito) is the source of this 1814-nucleotide messenger RNA. It is a transcript of the gene FoxP, whose product is annotated as forkhead box protein P1-B. Lineage: Eukaryota; Metazoa; Arthropoda; Insecta; Diptera; Culicidae. Gene Ontology annotation, cellular component: nucleus. The record is from RefSeq and is a predicted model, not a curated record. Bases 601 to 1563 code for a protein of 320 amino acids. Gene Ontology annotation, biological process: regulation of transcription by RNA polymerase II. Gene Ontology annotation, molecular function: RNA polymerase II cis-regulatory region sequence-specific DNA binding; DNA-binding transcription factor activity, RNA polymerase II-specific. The transcript is spliced from 4 exons.